Messenger RNA from Gryllus bimaculatus (two-spotted cricket), 1748 nucleotides. NCBI's taxonomy places the organism in Eukaryota, Metazoa, Arthropoda, Insecta, Orthoptera, Gryllidae. The record is from the annotation of a GenBank genome assembly.
UCUACUUCCUCGCCAUGCUGUAUCUGUUCAUCGGCGUCAGCAUCGUCUCGGACCGCUUCAUGGCGGCCAUCGAGGUGAUCACGUCGCAAGAGAAGGAGAUCACGGUGAGGAAAAAGAACGGCGAGACGCAGAUCUUGGUGGUGCGAGUGUGGAACGAGACCGUUGCCAACCUCACCCUCAUGGCCUUGGGGUCUUCGGCGCCCGAGAUCCUGCUGUCCAUCAUCGAGAUCUACGCGAAGAACUUCGAAGCGGGUGAUCUGGGUCCCGGCACGAUCGUGGGUUCUGCGGCUUACAACCUGUUCGUCAUCAUCGCAAUCUGUGUGUUUGUCAUCCCGGACGGCGAAGUGCGCAAAAUCAAACAUCUGCGCGUCUUCUUCGUGACGGCCACGUGGUCCGUGUUCGCCUACGUGUGGCUCUACCUCAUCUUGUCUGUGUUCUCGUACGGCGUGGUGGAAGUGUGGGAGGGCAUCCUCACGUUCUUGUUCUUCCCGGCCACCGUGCUCACGGCCUACAUCGCCGACCGGCGGCUGUUGAUCUACAAGUACCUGCACAAGAACUACCGCAUGAACCGGCGCGGCGUCAUCGUGGAGACGGAGGGCGACAUGGAGAUGGCGUCCAAGGCGAACCACGUGGACGGCGGCCUGCAGACCCUGGAGGACCAGGCACAGAGCGAGGAAGUGCGCGAGUUCGAGCACAACCGGCGAGAGUACAUCGCCACGCUGCGCGAGCUCCGCAAGAAGCACCCGGCCAUGGACCUGGAGCAGCUGGAGGUGAUGGCGCAGGAGGAGGUGCUGAACCGUGGGCCGAAGAGCCGCGCCUUCUACCGCAUCCAGGCCACCCGCAAGAUGGUGGGCGGCGGCAACAUCAUGAAGAAGAUCCAGGAGCGCGCGCAGAGCGACCUGAGCGAGGUGAAGGCCGAGAUCCAGCGCCAGGAAGAGGCCGGCGCGCGCGUGUUCUUUGACCCGGGCCACUACACCGUGAUGGAGAACGUGGGCCAGUUCGAGGUGCGCGUGGUGCGCGAGGGCGGCGACCUGAACGCGACGCUGAUGGUGGACUACACGACGGAGGACGGCACGGCCAACGCGGGCGACGACUACGUGGCGGCGCGCGGCACGCUGGUGUUCGGGCCGGGCGUGACGGAGCGUACGUUCGCCCUGAGCGUGAUCGACGACGACGUCUUCGAGGAGGACGAGCACUUCUACGUGCGGCUGAGCAACCUGCGCGCGGGGGCGUCGAACGGGGAGGCGGCGCCGCCGCCGCCGGUGGCCGCCGCCCAGCCGCGCCGCCUCUCCACCAAGCGGCUGUCGACGACGGUGCCGCUGCCGCAGCCGCCGCCGCCGCAGCUGGUGUCGCCGAGCGUGGCCACCGUCAUGAUCCUGGACGACGACCACUGCGGCGUGUUCGCCUUCGCCGAGAAGGACGUGGAGCUGGUGGAGUCGGUGGGCCAGUACGAGCUGAAGGUGGUGCGGUACAGCGGCGCGCGUGGGCGCGUCGCCAUCCCGUUCAACACGGAGGACGGCACCGCCAAGGCCGGCAAGGAGUUCGAGGGCGCGUCGGGGGAGCUGCUCUUCGAGAACAACGAGACUGACUGGGCGACCCGAAGCAGCUGGGCGGAGCACUUCAGGCGGCGGCCAUUGCGCCUGCGCGACCCCUCCGCCCCCGCCCCUCCUCGGGCGACCUCCCUCCCCUCCCCCCCCUAUCGGCAGUGCGGGUCUCGCCACUGCAGCACUGCUCCCUCGGCUCCGUAA